CCUCAGCCUCCUUGGGGCCUCCUUGGGGGUCCCCAGAGCUCCUGUGCCUCGGUUUCCCCUCCACGCACAGGGAUGGCCGGCCUCAGCCUCCAGGCCCCUCCCGCUCCCCCUCUCCUUGGCCGCUGCAGGGAAAACCGAGGCGGCUGGUUCCAGAAAUCCUGCGGCCCGCCCCCGCCAGCCCAGGAGGCAAAAGCCUGAAAUAGCUGGGCGGGGGUGGGGCCGUGGGGGCCCCGGGCGGGCUGGGAGGGGCUCUUCUGGGUAGAGCAGAGACACGCCGAGGGAGGAGGCAGGGCCCCAGUCCGAGGGAGGAGGCGAGGUCUGUGUCCACAAGCAGGGCCUGGGCCGGGGGCGGGGGUCCCUGCGUCAGGGAUUCCUACAGCCUGUCCUGCGUCAGAGUGCGGGCCCCACCCACCCUUCAGGGAGGCACCUCAGGGGCUCGCCGUCUCCUGCCGGGUCAGCCACCGGGUGCCAACGGGCCUGCCACCACCCUCCCCGAGUCGGGACCUCCAGGGUGGGGGCGCUGCCUGAAUGACUGGUGCGAUGGCUCUGGGCUCAGAAGUCCUAACACCUGGGAAUGGGCAGGGCCGGUUCCCCCGGGACCCCGGGGACCCGUCGCCCCACUUUUCCAGCUUCCAGAGGCGCCGCAUCCUGGGCCCGCGGCCCCUCCUCAUCCUCGUAGCACAGGGUCGCCGGGCUCUCUGCCUCCCUCUCGUGAGGAUGCUGGGUCCCCAGGGCACCCAGAGUCACCCCCUCCUCGGGGGCCUUGACAAAGGUCCCCUCUGCCACGUGAGGCGACAGGUCUGCAGGUCUGAGGACCAGGAAUGGGGACGUCUUUGGGGACCUUAUGCUGCCCACCACACAGAGUCUCCUUGUCCCCUGUCCCGGUUAACCUUCCCCGGCCUCUGCUCAGGGCCUCCUGGGACUGUUGCACAGGCUGUGCACAAGGCACCCCGCUGAGGUGGGGAGGGCUGGGCUCCCCUAUGGCCUGGGCCCUUCUGGAACCCCCCUGGCCCGGCCGUGCUUCUCUGCACACAGGUCAUGUCACGGAGGGGUACAUUCGUGAGUCCUCUAGGUCAGAGGGCCCCCGCCCGUGGUGGGACCAGCGCUCUGGUCUCAGUAGACUGUCCUUUGACCCCCAUAAUGCCCCCAGCACCAUGGCCUGUGAAGGUUCCCCCAAAACACAGAGAGAGCCACUGCAGGGAGUGAUGUCCUCCCCCAACGCGGUCUGUCUGUCCCCCCACAUACUUGCUCUGCCCUUGAACCCUGCUCUGUCCGGUGGGUGCCACGAGGAAGGUUCAGAAACGGCUUCCCCACCGUGGGUCUGCCUGUGGCCCCGCUGCCUGGGGGUGGGGGAGGGGGCCACUGGUCACGUCCAUGGGGCCCCCCCACCCUGCCAUCCAGACCAGGGUCUGGGCACAGCGGGAGAUUCGUCUGCAACCUGCCGGCUCCCCUGGGCCACGCUUGUCCCCACGGGGGCUCAGUCGGGGACAGGGGGCCCUCCAGGACACAGUGUCUGCAGCCCCUGGGGCCACUCCAUUCGAGAGGCGAUGUCGGCCCUCGAUGCCGACCCUGGGACGGUGCCCACGCAGGAGACACGCGUCCUGCUCCCCCAGCCAAGGGCCACCAGGUGGAGCAGAGACUUGAAUGUUCCACGGGUGCAUGAUGGCCGUGUCCCCACCCACCCUGCCCCCUGCCUGGGUGACCAGGGCCACCUGGGGGGGCCCGCAAUGUGGGCGGGGAAGCAGACCUUGUGUGUUCGGCCUGAUCGACAAAAUGAACACGAGUUCCUCAAGAAGUUAAACACACGACAGCCAUGUGACCCGGAGGUUCCACGUCUGGGUCUGUCCCCAAGAGAACGGGAACCAGGGACUUGAAGAGAUACUGGCACCACCGUGGUCACCGAGGCACGAGUCACAACAGCGAAAGGGGAGCAGCCCAGGGUCCCCCCGUGGAUGAAGGACAAACACAAUGUGUCCAUCCCCACGCUGGAAUGUGACCCAGCCCCAGGAAGGAAGGACGUCCUCCCACCUGCCACCGCGUGGAGGGACCCGGAGGUCACUGUGCGCAGUGACAGGAGCCAGACACAGAAGGACACGUCCUGCGUGACCCCCCUCACGGGGGUCCCCAGAGGAGUCCCGUCACAGAGACAGAGUAGAUGGUGGGAGCCGGGGUGGGGGAGGGGGCAGGGAGUCCGUGGCUUCAUGGAGACAGUCUCAGUCUGGGGAGACGGAAAGUUCUGGAGGCGGGUGGGGGGGCGGGUGCAGGACAGCGUGAGUGUGCUUGAUGCCACUGAGCUGUGUGCUCGGAAAGGGUUAGAGUGAUACAUUUUGCGUUAUGUGCACUUUGCCAAGAUCUUUAAAAAGCUAAA
Messenger RNA from Leopardus geoffroyi (Geoffroy's cat), 2368 nucleotides. RefSeq lists its product as uncharacterized. The transcript has 2 exons. NCBI's taxonomy places the organism in Eukaryota, Metazoa, Chordata, Mammalia, Carnivora, Felidae. The coding region runs from base 822 to 1874 and encodes 350 amino acids. The record is from RefSeq and is a predicted model, not a curated record.